Eucalyptus grandis is the source of this 1626-nucleotide messenger RNA. Its product is annotated as ankyrin repeat-containing protein ITN1. Bases 38 to 1387 code for a protein of 449 amino acids. Gene Ontology annotation, molecular function: protein phosphatase regulator activity; protein phosphatase 1 binding. The record is from RefSeq and is a predicted model, not a curated record. Gene Ontology annotation, cellular component: plasma membrane. The transcript is spliced from 2 exons. Lineage: Eukaryota; Viridiplantae; Streptophyta; Magnoliopsida; Myrtales; Myrtaceae.
GUUAAUAUUCCCAAAGUCCCAUUUUAGAGAGCCCAACAUGGAGUCUGAAAUUUACGAAGCCGCUGUGAAAGGAAAUGUGCAUUCUUUGCGUCAGUUGCUUGGAAAAGAUAAGCUACUUCUUGAUCGAAUCAUGAUCGGGAAUCACACUGAGACUCCUCUGCACAUCGCAGCCAUGCUCGGGCACCUGGAAUUCGUGGAAGAGGUCCUAGCUCGGAAGGCUGAGCUAGCAAGAGAGCAAGAUUCUCAGAGAUCUACGCCUCUUCAUCUUGCAGCAGCAAAAGGGUACCUUAACAUAGUGACAAACUUGUUAAGAGUCAACCCUGAAAUAUGUUUCGUCCGUGACAAAUACGAAAGAAACCCUCUUCAUGUUGCAGCCAUGAAAGGCCAUGUGGAUGUGUUGGAAUUCUUGGUUAGAGCAAGACCCGAUGCAGCCCAUAGUGUCAUCGAACAUGGCCAGACAAUCUUGCAUUUAUGCAUGAAGCAUAACAGAUUUGAAGCUUUGAAGCUUUUGAUGGAUAUCUUGGGCGAUGAUCAGUUCAUCAACUUGAGGGAUGAAUAUGGCAACACAAUUUUGCAUUUGGCUGCUUCAGAUAGACAAACUAAGACUAUAGUCUUCCUGCUUCAGAAAGGAGUAAAUCCGAACAUUACUAACUCUAGAGGUCUCACAGCACUCGGCCUAUUAGCACAAGGCGAAAGCACGGGAAGAACCUCGGAGAUUAAGAAUUCUCUUCCUCGAACUUUAGAGAAUCAUGAGCCAUCCAAACGAUUAGUCUAUGAAAAUAACACGGUCACCACCUUGCAUUCACCUAUAGGAGAAGAGGACAAAAGGGAACAAAAGAGAAAGUGGCAAAACAGUAUGCAUAAGACGCUAAUGGUGGUAGCGACAUUGCUAGCAACCAUGGCAUUCCAAACCAGUAUUACCCCGCCUGGUGGCCUUUGGCAAGAAGAUUUCCCAGGCGAGAAGGAUGUUAAGGCACAUACUGCGGGUGAGUCCAUAAUGGCAGAUAGGUACCCAUCUCGUUACAAGUCUUUUGUAAUAUGUAACACUGUGAGCUUCAUCGCAUCGCUUAGCAUCAUUAUGCUUCUCGUAAGUGGUCUUCCUCUAAGGCAGCGUCGUAUCACCACGUGGAUUGCAAUGCUGACUACAUGGAUUGCGAUAACCUUCAUGGCGGCGACUUAUGCCAUCUCUUUUUCUGUCUUCACACCGCCGAAAGAACUGGAAACUUUCGUUGACGCAAUUGGAUGGGCAGUGCUGGCAUGGCUCGGAUUGAUGGCUCUUCUUUUCCUAUGGCACGUUGUUCGCUUAAUCCGGAAAUUAGUACGCAAAGUCCUAAAAUUUGUACGCAAAGCCUCAACAGAACACAACCAAGAGGGUCUUACGGUUUAGUGGUUGUAUAUCGCUGCAAAUUUGUUUGUUCUAGAAGAUGCACCCUGAGCCCCAACGCUAUGCAAGAGGAGAUGUUAUACGGUGCAUAUGUUGUUCGGUGCACUGAUUGGACAACUUAGCUAUGAUGCAUUCUAGUAUGGUAUGUGCUUGUGAAAACAUUAAGCGUGUUGAAUCUAUUUAAAAUACGGUGUUUAGAUGUAUAAUGGAUUGUUGUUUUACUUGAAUUGAUUUGGGGCAGU